This is a messenger RNA of Hypanus sabinus (Atlantic stingray), 3622 nucleotides long. Its product is annotated as SLAM family member 5-like. The coding region runs from base 116 to 928 and encodes 270 amino acids. The transcript is spliced from 5 exons. The record is from RefSeq and is a predicted model, not a curated record. NCBI's taxonomy places the organism in Eukaryota, Metazoa, Chordata, Chondrichthyes, Myliobatiformes, Dasyatidae.
ACCCUUCGAGUAAGUGAAGUCUCAUUUGCCGUCUCUCCCGUCCUCGAUUGAAUUCAUCCCUUCCUCGUUCUGAGACCCAGGUUUGGCAACAUUCUCCACCGGUUCUUGAAGAAAGAUGGAUGUAGUGUCCCUGUUCAGCUGUUUCUGGUUGACUCUCUCCAUCAUCAUCCCUGGGACGGGGGCUUCCCCGACCACUGUGAACGGAGCUCGGGGACGGUCGGUAUCCUUAUCUCCUGGGAUCCCAGUCAGACCGGACAUUGCUGAUGUUGAUUGGUAUCAGGUAUCAACCAGAAUCAUGAUAGUGAAGUACUCGAAGAGGAGCGUUACCUACUUCGGUACCGAGGAGUACAAGCGACGGAUAACUCUUCAUCUCGGGGACUUCAGUCUGGAAAUCCGUGAUCUACGGAGAGAGGACUCCGGUGAUUAUGAGGUGAUGCUUACAAAAGAUUCAGGAGCUGAAAAUAAAUCAACAGUGCGACUGGAGGUGUACGAACUAGUGUCAGGAACAAACAUCACAGUUCUGAAAUUCACUGGGACCUGUGAGCUCACCCUGACCUGCUCUGUGACCUCUGGUGACAACACCAGCUUCAGAUGGCUGAGGGGAGGAGAAGCUGUGGUGAACGACACAACCCAUCAUCUCUGGGGACACGGAGAGACACUGAAGAUUCAUCACACCACAGAGAGCGGAGCUGUAGUGUACAAAUGUGAGGCCAGGAAUCUCGUCAGUGUGAACACAGCUCAGAUCCGGUUGGAGGAUGUGUGUAAACUGGACAAGUCUGCCGAGAGAAGCUGUCUCUGUGGAUGUUGGCUGAGGGCCACAGUCAUUGCCGUCCUGCUCCUGAUUCUCCUCUUAGUUACAGUCGCCGUACACGUCAUCAGCUCCCGCCCAGGCACCGGAGCAGAAGCCAGACUUCACAAGGCUGCAUGACUCCCUGUCACCUCUUCCCUUCGCCCCAUCCCCAUCAUCCUCUUCCUCUCCACUCCUCCAUCUUCAUUACUAUCUUCCCCUUCCUUCUCUCUCCCUACAUACCUCUCCUGUCCCCUGUUCUGCCCUCCCACCACUACACACAGAUGGGUGGGUAGGUUGAAUGGAAGGCAGAGGGGAUGAGGAAUGGGGUACGGAGGGAGGAAGGCAGAGGGACAGUUGGGGUUAGACAGUGGAGGAAGGAAUGUAAAAGGACAGAGGGAAGGAGAGGAGGCAGGAGAGUUGAGAGGAGGGAAAGGUAUGGAGUGUGGAUGGGGAGAGGUGUGAGGAUACUAGGAGUAAUCGAAGGGGCAAGAGAAGGAGAGCAUGGAAGACAGGGAGGGAAGGGGAGGGAGAGAAGAAUAUACUGGGGGGGUUAGCACAGACAGUAGGCAGAGUGAGGGAAGACAGGAGGCAGAGAAAGGAGUGGGUUUGUCUGGGAAUCACAGGGAAUAUGAGGUGAUAAGAGGCAGGGACCUGGAGCAUAGCAGGUGAGACACAGUCAGAGGAUGACAGGGAUCAGGGGUAGGUGGGAGACAGAGUGGGGCAGUUGGGCCGAUGGGUGGAUUUGGAGAUGGUAGGUAAGAGGAAGGACAAAUAAAGGAGUGGGAUUUGAGGGUGGUGAGAUAAAGGGACAGUAAACUGAAACCAGUAGGGGAAGUACGAUGCAGGAUUAGGACCGGGGGGGGGGGGGGGGGAGCCUGUGCCUGCCCACUUAUUUCGGGAAACUAUGGAACCAUUCCUUGCAAGAACAGGAACUACAAACCCUUUCCCAAAGGAUGGCACAACAUCCCAGCAGCUGCCAAGCAACACUGAUCGAUCUAUGGAGAGACAGGAAUCUGCCGAUGCUGGAAUCUGAAGCAACAGACAAUCUGCUGGAGGAACUUGACGGGUCAGGCAGCAUUUGUGGAGGGAAACAGACUGUCAACAUUUCGAGUCACGACCCUUCACUGGACUGAUAGAGGGAGAAUGUUCAGUAUAAAGAGAGAAUGGGAGGAAGAGAUGACGUGUGGAUGCGGAUUAUUGGAUGGUAGGCAGAACAAAGCGAGGAGAAGUGAAAUAGUGAAAAAGCUGGGAGGUGAGAGGUGGAGUGAGCAGAGGAGAAUAGAGUGGGUGGGGACCUAGUGGGAGAAGUGUGUAGGUGAUGAGCAGAUGGAGAAAGAGAAAGAGGGAAAUAAAUGGAUUGUUAGGUGGCAGCGAGGUGUGGGAGGAACUGGGAAGAUUAGGUGGGAGAAAGAACAGGAACAGAGGGGGAGCAGUUUAUCUGAGAUUGGGGAAUUCAAUCAUGUACAUGACAUUGGGUUGUAGACUAGCCAGUCGGAAUACAAGGUCUUGUUUCGCCAGUUGUGUUUGGCCUCAUCCUGGCAGAGGAAGAGGCGAAGGACAUCCAUGUCAUUAUUGGAAUGGAGACAGGAAUUGAAAUUGCUCAAAUCUAUGAGCUCCAGUUGGCAUUGGUGGUUGGAUUGCUGGGUCUCACCAACGCAGAGAAGCUGACUGCUUCAGACAAGGUCAGAGGAGGGGCAUGUGAAUGUCUGCCUCAUCUGGAAGGUGAUGAGGGAGGGAGGAGAUGUAAGGACUAUUGUUACACCUCCUACAAUCAUAGAGCAGUCUCUGGGGAGUGGAGAGGUGAGCGAGGUGGAGAAUCAUGGAGGGAGUGAUUGAUUUGGAAAUCCGCAAGAUGUCAGGGAAUUGGGGAAGUGAGGUUAGUGUAGGAUUCACAUUGCAGUUGGCACAAGUGGUAAGUGACAUGCUGCAUACCUGGGCUGGUUGAAUGUAAGAACUCCCUCUCACUUCUGCCUUGGUCGAGAGAAAGUGAGUUGAGAUGUACAAGAGAGGAGACGUGGGUGAAGGUGCCUCUGACAGAGUGUUGGUGGGGGGGGGGGGGGGCAGAGCAGUUCUUCAUGAAGAAGGAUCACAGACAUCCUGCAGUGUAAGGCCUCAUCUCAACUACAGUUGAAAUCCAGAAACUGUGACGAAGCAAUGGAGUCCGAACAAGGGACAUGGUGGGAGGAUGUGUGGUCUAGGUAGUUAUGUGAAUAAGUAAGGUUGAAGGAAAUGUCUCCGGAGAUGGAGGCAGUGAUCAAGAAAGGGGAGAAUGGUGUCGGAAAUAGAACAGGGGAAUUUGAAGGGUGGGCGGGGGUGGAAGUUAGCUUAGGCAUCAAUGAAAUUGCGUUCCAGAUGGGUGCAGGAAUUGUCACCCGUGCAGUCAUCAAUAGAAGAGUUGGGGAGCGAUAUCUGGGUAGGUUUGGAAAUUCAUAUAGCCAGAGAAAAGGCAGCCACAGUUAGGGCCAAUUCCAGUGCCUGUGGCUGCACAGUUGAUCUCCAGUAAGUGGGAGGAAACGGCGCUGGUGGAGGAGGGUGUUAGUCGAGGAGAACCAUUUGGACCUGUGUUUUCGAAAGAACUGGAAAGGCCUUAAGCCUUCCUGAUGGGGGAUGUCAGUCCAGGGUGAAGGUGAGGCAGCGGAGGGCAGGGAUUCCGAAGUUGUUGGAAUGGUGGGUGUGGUAAACCAUGUAUACCUGUCUGGACACACCCCCCUGCUGACUGCUCCUGUGGCUCCUCCCACAGACCCCUGUAUAAAGGUGAUUGGGGGACUGCUCCUCCCUCAGUCUCUGACAUGUCAUGCUCCUUUUUCGCUGUUAAUAAAAGCCUAUCGUUCA